Messenger RNA from Suillus discolor, 1491 nucleotides. RefSeq lists its product as uncharacterized. The transcript is spliced from 8 exons. Gene Ontology annotation, biological process: actin cytoskeleton organization. Lineage: Eukaryota; Fungi; Basidiomycota; Agaricomycetes; Boletales; Suillaceae. The record is from RefSeq and is a predicted model, not a curated record. Bases 121 to 1167 code for a protein of 348 amino acids. Gene Ontology annotation, cellular component: cytoplasm.
CGUUACUCCUCCGAAGUACAUAGUCACGCAUAAGCGACAACGAACGACCAUCUUUCAAGCUUGCACCAAUCUGUAGCUUGAGCUCGAUCAGGUACAAGUCGGUUAUAUUACAUAGCUGCCAUGCACCCGUUUGGCGGUACACCGAUAUGUCCUAGAUGCAACAAGGCUGUUUAUGCUGCAGAACAGGUGAUGGGACCUGGUAGGAAGCUCUAUCACAAGCCUUGCCUGGCCUGCACGACAUGUAAUAAGAGGCUAGACUCAUUGACGCUUCUUGAACACGAUCAGGAGCCAUACUGCAAAACAUGUCACGUUCGAAAUUUCGGCACUCGCGACCUGAGACAUGCCAAUCUCCCUCAUCGCAAUGAUAUGGCCACACCUCCACCACUUCCUGCAUCACCUGUGCGCAACUCCUUCCCUGCACCCACUUUCAUACGUGGUGAAUCAGUCGAUCUAAGCCAGCGACAAGAUGCGCGAUCACCGGUGCGUGCGCAAAACUCAAGCACAGGACGCUAUACGAAUGGUGCCAUGUCGCCAUCGCCCAUCCUCAAAGCGAACUCGGUCCUCCCCGCACGGUUCAAUCGCUCACCCAACAACCCUAUUGUCGAGCUUAGCUCUGAAAACACGAAUCAAACUGUCAACACAAUCUUGCACCACGAGGGGGUGAGAGAAGAGACGCCGGUGGAAUCAGCCCUCACAUUUACGGGGACAGUUACUAGCACAGUACGCAUCGGCGACAUGCCGCGUACUGUCCCACUGAGCCCAACAAAAUCAGCAAGCAAUGGAACUAAUACUACGUCCACCCCGAAAUUAUCUUCUGUAACACUUGCACGCUCAAGUUCAUCUCCGAUGACGCCGUUGCAGCAAACUUCCACCGGCACAAGGUAUGGCGUAGCAUUUGGUAGCGGUGGCACUCCCGUAAAGGCAUUUUCUGCGGGCACGACUCCAACGUGUCCGCGGUGUGGGAAGAAUGUUUAUUUCGCUGAACAGAUGAAGGCCAUAGGAAAGACUUGGCACAAGGGAUGUUUGAGGUGCAAGGAGUGCAAUACUCCGUUAGAUUCCACUAGGUUGACCGAGAAAGACGGGGAUCCCCUUUGCCACCGAUGCUACUCAAAGCUGCACGGCCCAGCAGGAAAUGGCUAUGCUUUGCUCGGCAAGGCCGGUGGUUAGGCAUGUAUGUCAGCGACUCGGCACACCCGACUACACGAUUAGUAUCAAUUUUCACUGUCAUAUAAAUGGACGUUAUGUGUUUCUGUUCAUUGUUUUCUUGAUUUUAACGAACUGUUGUUUUCCGAUGAGUUACUACUGUACUGCCACUCAUUUUCAAUUGAUGGUGUAUCAAUACCUUCCACUGUCUCCGCUAGUAUUCGCUUUCACAUCCACUCGUCCAUAGAUUGCUCAAUGCUCUCACCAUUUUUGUCGAGUUGCCAAUAGUCAAGCUUGUGGUACUGUCAUGUUCAUAGGUGUGUAUGUAAUAAACGGCCUCGUGUAUCC